AUGAGCAACCGCAAUAGAGGUACUAGAGGAGCGUCUAGCUCGAGGGCCCCACCAGUAGAAGAUCCAAGGCUAGACGGUGUGAUUAGGACCUUGGAGCAGAUAGGAGAGCUGAUGGGUAGGCAGGCUCGGGAAAGAGCUGCCCUCGUGGCACAACAAGCCGAGGAUAGGGCCACGAUAAUAGCUCAAGCUGCUGAGGCCGCCGUUGCUGUGAUUAAUGCGACGUUAGGGAACAAUGGGAAUAAUGGAAACAAUGGCCAGGGAAAUGGAGGUGGUAAUGCUCCUGCUCAAGAGAAUCCUCAUAGGGCCAUGGGUCAGAUGGUGGAGCAAUUUCUGAAACUGAAGCCACCUAGGUUUGACGGGAAAGGAGACCCGGAGAUGGCUCCUCGUUGGAUUGAGGAGAUUGAGAAAUGCUUCACGGUUCUAGGAUGUUCUGACGCUGAAAAAGUGACAUUGGCGGUGUACCAACUCCAAGAGAUUGCCCAUGAUUGGUGGAGGGCUACGAGAGUGACCGUUUUCCCUGAAGGAGUGGUGCCUAAUUGGAAUGCAUUCUCUGAGGCAUUCAUUGGGAAGUUCUUCUCUGCAGUUGCUCGGGAGCAGAAGUUGGUUGAAUUUCAGAACUUGCGUCAAGGCAACAUGACAGUCGAGCAAUAUGAAGCGGAGUUUGCAAGGCUGUCUAAGUAUGCUCCGCGGAUGGUUGAUAAUCCUUUGGAUAAGGCAAGAAGAUUCAGAGAUGGGCUACAACCUGACCUCCGUAGCCAACUGGUGGCUUUGGACCUGCAGAACUAUGAGGAGCUAUAUAGGCGGGGUCAACUGAUUGAAAGGGACAUGAGGGAAAGAAGGAAAAUGGCCCCUGGACCGCGGUUCGUCCCUCGGAGGGACAAUCGUAACUUUGGGAAGAGGCCAAUGAUGAACAACAGGCGAUUUGUUCCUCCAGUGAAGAAAGGAAUUGGGAAGCCGACUCGCUCGAACAAUUGGAACUGUCGUCUCUGUGGAAGGCGACAUGGAAAUGGACCUUGCCCCGGUCGGGGAGGUGCCUGUUUCAGAUGUGGCAAGAUGGGCCACCAUGUUAGGCAGUGCAUUGAGAAAGCUCCUGGAGAUUUUCCACAGAUGGUAAGGCCGCAGGGAGGGCCUCAGAUUGGAGCUGCUCCACAAGGGAGCCAGAACCGACCGCCGGCGCAAGGAAGAGUCUAUGCUGUGGCGCGAAAGGAUGCUGAGAAUGCGCCCGGCGUAGUCACAGGUACGGUUCUUCUCUGUGGUCAUGCUGCUUAUGCUUUAGUUAAAACCGUUGGAAGUAGUAUUGCAUGUGGCUACACCCUUAAAGAAUGA
Rhodamnia argentea is the source of this 1326-nucleotide messenger RNA. RefSeq lists its product as uncharacterized. The record is from RefSeq and is a predicted model, not a curated record. Bases 1 to 1326 code for a protein of 441 amino acids. NCBI's taxonomy places the organism in Eukaryota, Viridiplantae, Streptophyta, Magnoliopsida, Myrtales, Myrtaceae. Gene Ontology annotation, molecular function: nucleic acid binding; zinc ion binding. The transcript is spliced from 2 exons.